AUGAAUCAAAACAGAAGUGUGAAAGAAGAGCAAAUUCAAUUGAAAUUAAAGAAAGUGAAGAAAGUAUCUUCGUCUUUGAUAUCUUUGAAUAAUAACAAAAUAAAUUUCUCUACAUUACGUAUCAGAUCAUCACCAAAUUCAAUGUUUAAGAUUAUUAAGAAGCUUAGUUUUGAGCAGAAGAAAUGUGUGAAAGAACUUGGAUUUAAAAGUUUAUUGAAGUUGGAAAUUGACGAUUUAUCUUCAAGACUUAGCUAUUAUGUUGUUCAUAACUUUGAUUAUGAAAAGAUGAUAUUAAAAGUUAUGAACAAUGAAAUUAAGGUAGAUAGUCAAAGUGUAAAUGAGAUGUUAGGAAUUCCAAUUAGAGAAAAAGAAGUGGAUCAGCUUCCAUUCCGAGCUAAAGAUGAUCAAUGUUAUGAUAGGUGGAUAAACCAAUUUGCUGAUAAAAAGAACAUCAGAUUGAAAGAUAUCGUGAAUGCAAUUAUUUCAACAAAAGAAGUUGAUUUCAAUUUCAAAUUAAAUUUCAUUGUGUUGUUUUGUAACACACUUGUUGAAGGUACAGGCAUGGGGAAAAUAAAUGAUAAGAUAUUGAAAAAAAUAUCAAGUGAUACAGAUUUUUCGAAGAUCAAUUGGUGUUCUUAUAUGAUUGAAUCUUUGAUUACAAAGAAGAGAUCAUAUUCAGUAUCCAAAGACAAGAGUUAUUUCAGUGGACCAGUCACAUACUUACUGUUAUUGUAUGUUGACCAUGUUGAAUUUGAUGGGCAAUAUGUUGCUCGUCUACGUCCAGCAAUAAAAAGCUGGAAUUCUCACAAAUUGAGUCAGAGAGAAAAGCGUGAGAUUGAAGUUGGGAUGUUUGGAACCGGAAAGGAUUACUUGUCAAGUUUGGGAAAUUUGUUUGAAUCAAUUAAUGUGAAAAAGAGUAAAAUGUUGAUGAAACUUAAGGAGGCUCUUUUGAAAUAUCCAAGUGAUGAAAAUUUGAAAGAAUGGAAAAACAUAUUAUUUGAUUUUGUUUUUGUUCCCAAAGAUUUUUUGAGGAAGACACGAUGGAGAAUUUAA
Molecule: messenger RNA, 1053 nt
Organism: Lactuca virosa
Lineage: Eukaryota; Viridiplantae; Streptophyta; Magnoliopsida; Asterales; Asteraceae
Source: the annotation of a GenBank genome assembly